AUGGCUUCUUCGGCGACUAUCAGAUCUGAGAUUUACGACAGAGAAGAGCGGAAACAGCAAUACCAAGCUCAUAUUCGUGGCUUGAAUGCUUAUGAUCGACACAAGAAGUUUUUGAAAGAUUACGUUCGUUUUUAUGGCAAGGAGAAGUCGGUAGAAGUCAGGUUACCGGUUAAAACCGAUCACGACACAUUAAGAGAAGGAUACCGGUUUAUACGUUCUGAGGAAGAUGAUUUGAACCCUUCUUGGGAGCAAAGACUGGUGAAGAGAUAUUAUGAUAAACUUUUUAAGGAAUACUGUAUAGCUGAUAUGUCAAGAUACAAGACUGGGAAGAUGGGUUUAAGAUGGAGAACGGAAAAGGAAGUAAUGUCAGGGAAAGGUCAGUUUUUGUGUGGGAGCAAACAGUGUGAUGAAAAGGAAGGGUUAGCAAGCUAUGAGGUGAAUUUUGCUUAUUAUGAAGCUGGAGAACACAAACAAGCCCUUGUAAAACUCGUAGCUUGCGAGAGGAAUCGAUCAUCCAGUGAAGAAGGCGACAGAGACGAAGAGGAGAGGAGAAAAGGGAAAAAGAGCAAGUCCAAGUCCAAGUUGGAAGGUUGUGAUAGAGAAGCCAAGGAUGAAGAAAAUUUUGACGAAUUCAUGGAGGGUAUGUUUCCAAGUAAGGGUGAUAGUUAG
This is a messenger RNA of Arabis nemorensis, 669 nucleotides long. The record is from the annotation of a GenBank genome assembly. Lineage: Eukaryota; Viridiplantae; Streptophyta; Magnoliopsida; Brassicales; Brassicaceae.